GCAUGUGAUAUUCUGAGAAGUAGGCGGAAAGCUAUGGCGAAGAAAAGCUAUGACUAUCUGUUCAAGUUACUCCUAAUAGGGGACUCAGGCGUCGGAAAGACUUGCAUUUUAUUUCGCUUCUCCGACGAUGCUUUCAACACGACGUUUAUCUCGACGAUAGGUAUCGACUUUAAGAUAAAGACUAUUGAACUUCAAGGAAAAAAGAUCAAGCUACAGAUAUGGGAUACCGCUGGGCAGGAACGCUUCCACACAAUAACCACAUCAUAUUACAGAGGAGCAAUGGUAAAAUGAUUCAGCCCUUUAACCCUAAAAUAAUGAAAUAGA
Orbicella faveolata is the source of this 324-nucleotide messenger RNA. Its product is annotated as ras-related protein Rab-10. Lineage: Eukaryota; Metazoa; Cnidaria; Anthozoa; Scleractinia; Merulinidae. Gene Ontology annotation, molecular function: GTPase activity; GTP binding. The record is from RefSeq and is a predicted model, not a curated record.